AUGGCAACGGAAGCCCUGAGCGAAGCCCUCGCAAAUGCCGGAGAGGUGGGUCCUUGGGUGCUGGUAAGUGCCGGCGUGGGAUCCAUCUACUCGCGUGUGUUUUCUUCGCGCCACGGUGCCGAAAUCGAAGGGAUGCUGCUCAUCGACCCACUGCAUGAAGACCUCCUCGAUCGGCUCGGCGCAUCUAGCCAGGGCUUUUUCCUCUGGCUUCGAGGGAUUCUCUCACCUCUCGGUUUGGAUCGCAUUCCCGGCGCCCUUUUCAAGGGACGCAACAAAGAAGACCGGGUUUGGGGCCGGGCGGCAUACCAGAGCAGCAAGGCCAUAUAUGCUAAGCUGCAAGAAAGUCUUGUGGCAAGCUCGCUAACCAGGCGCGAUGUUGCGACUAGUCGUGUCAUUCAAUACCAGGACACGCUGCUGGCAGUGAUCUCGUCAGGGGAGCAAAUCCGUCGGGAUGACGUUUGGGAGAGCAAGCAACGCGACCUUACCCAUCUCACACACAAUCUUUUGGCAUGGGACGUUAUAGACAAGGCACCACAUCAAGUGUGGAACACACUCGAAGGUCGUGCUGCAAUCGAAAAGCGCCUCAAGAAGAUGGUGCAUCAACUACCCAAGCCCAUUGUGGAUGGCCAGUGA
Molecule: messenger RNA, 633 nt
Organism: Grosmannia clavigera kw1407
Lineage: Eukaryota; Fungi; Ascomycota; Sordariomycetes; Ophiostomatales; Ophiostomataceae
Product: mitochondrial integral membrane protein
Exons: 1
Coding region: 1-633 (210 amino acids)
Source: RefSeq, a predicted model, not a curated record